Callorhinchus milii (elephant shark) is the source of this 4605-nucleotide messenger RNA. RefSeq names its product complement component C1q receptor-like. Gene Ontology annotation, biological process: cell migration. The coding region runs from base 254 to 2410 and encodes 718 amino acids. The record is from RefSeq and is a predicted model, not a curated record. NCBI's taxonomy places the organism in Eukaryota, Metazoa, Chordata, Chondrichthyes, Chimaeriformes, Callorhinchidae. Gene Ontology annotation, cellular component: extracellular matrix; external side of plasma membrane. Gene Ontology annotation, molecular function: calcium ion binding; extracellular matrix protein binding; extracellular matrix binding. The transcript has a single exon.
UCGCCUGAUGUUAGGAGUUGGAACAAAUUGCAUCGGAAUGUGUGGACUCUGCAACUUUGCGAUUGCAAAAAGUGAGAAAAGGGAAUCAAUCCACUUCACGAUUGUUCCUGGACAAAACCUCACCGGGAAACGCUGGGAACAUCAUUGAAAGCCAUCUAAAACAAAACACUGGAAGGGAUCAUCUUCGUGGAAGGAUGAAAGGUGUUUACAGGGCAUCAUUUGGGUAUUUAAUGAUACGCAGUAGAGUAAGGGAAUGGAAUGUGAAGACCAUAACUCUCCAGUGACUGGAUCUGUUUCCGCUGGAAGCUGUGCUAUACCGUGGGAGAAUAGUUUACAUCACAGGAUAAAUGGGGACCAGUUAACUCGGUCAAAAGGAUAUGAAAAUACACUGCAGCAUUCCUUGCAGACAGUUCCCUCUGAAUUUGGCGCUGCUGCAGGACGACCAGACCCUUCCACUUGCUGGCCCAAACCUUCCUUCCAGGAGAGACACCAACCAGUUGGCUCGGGAAGGAUGCUCUACUUUGUCCUCUCGGCUUUGCACCUCUGGUCCGGGCCAGUGGAGGGGAAGCUGCCGGUGCCUUCAGAAACGCUGUGCAGCAGCAACGCCUGUUACACCGUGCACUUGGAGAGAAAGCCCUUCCACAAAGCUCUGGAAAGUUGCAAGGCCAACGGGGGCAGCCUGGCAAGCUUGAAGAGUGCAGAAGAGGCCCUUCAGAUAGAGGGUCUGCUGGCCAGCCUCCCCUCAGCUCCAUCGGGGAACAAGAGCAAGUUUUGGAUCGGGCUCCAGCUGCUGCCAAGACACUGUUACCAGCAGCACAAGCCGCUCAGGGGCUUCAGCUGGACAGUGGGAGGCGAGGAGUCCCAGUACUCCAACUGGCGCAGGGAGCCCCAGAGCACCUGCACUGCUCACAGAUGUGUCUACAUCAGCUACUACUCCAGUGGCACUCUGAAUCAGGGAGACCUGAAAUGGUCCGACAGUAUUUGCUAUGCCGGAGUGGAGGGCUACCUUUGCAAGUUCAGCUUUAAAGGGAUGUGCCACAAGAUCAGCCUGGGUGGCCCGGGUUCUGUAAACUAUAUUACUCCCUUCAACGCCAAGACUUCUUCGCUGGCUCUGGUACCAUUUGGUUCAAUGGCAACGGUGUCCUGUGAGAAUGGGAUCCCAAGCAGCUCGAACUUCGUUAUGUGCAUGGAAAUGAGUCCCAAAGUGUAUGACUGGCUGAAGGAUGGUCCCUUCUGCACCCCUCCUCCUGCCUGUAACAGUGAUAAUGGGGGUUGUGCCCACAUCUGUGUCAAUGAUGGACCCAAUGGGGAUUACCAUUGCCAGUGCAGUGAGGGGCACCAGCUGGGGCAGGACCAACGCUCUUGCGUUCCAAGCGAUCCCUGCCAAGACCACCCUUGUGAGUUCGGUUGUACCAGCCACUUGUCCGGCUUUGAAUGCAUCUGCCUGGUGGGCUACGAGCUGGCGGAGAACAAGAAAGAUUGCGUGGAUACCAAUGAAUGUGCCCAUAGUCCUUGUGAUCAACUGUGCUUCAAUUCAGUGGGCAGCUUUUGGUGUGAUUGCAUUGGAGGUUACACCAUGGUAAGUGGAGUGUGUCAAGAUGUUGAUGAAUGCUCUGAACGUCCAUGUAACCAGAGUUGUCAGAACACAGAUGGUUCUUAUCAAUGUAACUGCAGACACGGCUAUGCUACACAUGGAGACGGCCAUUCUUGCCUUGAUAUUAACGAAUGCAUAGAGCAUCCCUGUGAUGGUAUGUGCUCCAACACUGAAGGAAGCUUUGAGUGCUCCUGCAAUGCGGGCUACACGCUACAUGAGGAUAAUGUGUCUUGUAUCCCGGCGAUGAACAUCUUGCCCAUUGCCACAGUCACUGAGGAAAUCUCUGAAACUACAAGAGAAAGUUGGGAUCUCGCCACCACAAAAUACCAAAUGGCUGGUUUCAGUGAAUGGCACAGCCCUGUGGUUCGUGUUGUCUCCUCAGUGAGCAAUACUGAUUUGGAAUUGAAAACCAUUUCCACCAUCGAGCCACAAAAUCCACCAACUGGUGGAAAUAUCAGAGCUUCCAGUGAAGGAAAUUGGUCACUGUCUACUAUGGUAAUGGUAACCCGAACACAGCCUACUGCUGUGGCGGUGGCUCCCAGCCAAAUGAUCAAAAAUAAAGGGGAAGCAUGGCUCCUGGCUUGUGUCUUGGGAUCUGUGGCAGCUACUCUGCUCCUGGUUUGUGUGGUGGCUCUGGUAUUAUGCCGUCGCAAAAGGUCAGCCAAAGAGAAAAACACCAAUGCUUCCAACUACUAUAGCUGGAUGCCAGCUGCUGGGUCAUCCCCUCCGAGAGCUUUACGCAAAUCAACAUUAGUGGCCACCAGCACUUCGGCUGACAAACUCAAUCACUUUGAGGAAAAUCAGACUGAGGUGUAGACUUGAGACUGCAACAAAAGAGGAUUGGAUAAUAUUCCCAAUAUCCUGUGAUAUUUGUAAGCUUUGAAAUUUUGGCACACUUUCAAGCCUUUGAUAAGGCCGUUCAGCUUAACUCACAUCUAUUUCAAUUUUGAUCACAACCUUAUCUAUUUUUUUGAAGAUGGGAUCAAGCACAUACAGAUGAACACAUUGUGAACCUGUAAUGUUACUUAUUAACUGCUGAUCUAGUUUGAGGUGCUUGUGUUGAAGUGUUGCUUUCUGCCCACUUCUGUGAUUUUAUUGAGGGACAUUGUUAGGCAGACAACACUCAGCGCUUCCUUGAACACAACACAAAGCUAUAGUUAAAAUAGCAUGAAGUGUAAAAUCAAGUUAUGUUUUCAAUACGGUACGAUUUUGUAUUUUGUUUCUGUAGUUAAAAAAGUAACCAGUUACAGCUUUAUCAGUUGUAAACACUGUCUCGAUGAGCACUGUCAUUACUAUAACAGAGACUAAUAAAUUCAAUGGUACUUUGUAAACCUUGUGGCGUUGAAUGCCCUAGAUAUCAAAACAUAAAUGUUCUACGUGAGCGGUGAUUCCCUGUUCAGUGCCCAUUGCAGAACAAUAAGACCAUCGACAUCAACUCACAGAUGCCAGUUAUCCCAUGUCAGAUUAUUUUGCUUCUAGGUUGCCCUAUUUCUUUUUAAAAGUACACAUGAUUCGAUGGACAAAAUCCUUCCACACGUGCAGGUGUGUGUGCAUGUGUGCAUGCACCAGCUCCCAUCAGACACAUUUUGCAAUUGUAGUAGGCAUUUAUGCUUCAAACAACCAACAAUUAUUUCUUGUAGUCUAGUGAAAGGGAUGGGUGUUGGGUAAUAAUUUAAAAGAAAGAUAAUAUUUGAAAAGCAAAUGCUUGAAGACAUACAGAGAAAAUGGGGAGAUGAGUUUGAAAGAUCUGCCAUGAUCUAAUAACCAGACUGAACUGAUCCAAUGGCUCCUCUGUUUUCUGUCAGUUAGAGGAACUGGCUCCACUUUGGCCCAGGCACAGGACCAACUAUAGGAGGCAGGGAAGUAAUGACUUGAAUUGUUGAAUAAGAAAUACGUUGAAAUUACUGUAAAGGCUUUCACAUUUUCAACAAUAAUUACAAACUCUAUCAUCGUGACUAUAAAUCUCUGCAAGUUCUGCUAACAUGAGUAAUGUGUUUGUAAACUAUAUUAAAUACACUUACUUUGCAUAUGCAGAUUAGGUUACAAUCUAAACUUUCCAAUAUGAUUCAUAUGCAGUAAAUAUUUUCUGGCACAGACAAAUUGUCUCAAUUUUGGGUAAAUCCAAUUUAGAAAAAUGUGGUAUCCAUCAAUAUUAACCCUUUCUUGUGUUACAUUAGCCAAGCACCUUUCAUUCAGUUUAUACCUAUUAGUAUUUGAACUCACCUUAGCCUUGAGAUCAUUUUAUCUUAAAAUCUAAGAUCACCAGAAUUGUGGACAAUCCCUAAAUUCAGUUUGAAUUUUAAAGAUUUUUUAAGGACAGUGAAAAAAUAGCUUCCAAAUUAAGAAUGAGUUAAGAAUUUUCCACAAUUCUGUGCAAUCUUACAUUUUAAAACAGAAUAUGCUUACUGACAUAGACUAAAUGAAGUUUCAGCCUGUUGCUUAUUAACUAGCCUUUCUGUUAACCUUUUGAUACAUGUAAGAGCACUGUUUACAUAAAUUGGUUUAUUCUGAUGUGGAAUGCUUGAUCAAUUGCUAAAACAAUUUUGUCAAAUACCUUACUGUUGGUUAGCUAAUGAUAUAAAAAUAAGCAAAAAGUCUCUAUUUGAUUUAAUCCAUGUUUGAUUCUGAAUUAGCUGAUCCCAGCCAUAAUAAUGAUAGGGGCAUGCAGAUAGCCUCUGUAUCUCUGGCUACAAAAGGAAUCAAAUGGAAAGGUUUCUACACUUAACUAGUAUGAAAUGUUAUUUGCUGGGUGUUUUCUAAUAUCGAGUAAGAAUUGUAUUGGGCUUGACUUUGACACCCGAGCUUUACAUGGCUUGUCAUGGAAGAAUGGUCAUUUGGUUAUGUGCCAACGUCCGUGGAACUGGAAUUAGAAUGAGUCAUCACAUUCAAGAGAAAGAAUCAACAUUUUUUAAUCACAAGAUUGUUUUGCAUGAAGUUUGAAACGAAACCACGAUUGAACCAACAAUUCCAUGUUAAUUGUACAAUCAGUGUAAUCUUGUAAUAAACAUUUU